Magnusiomyces paraingens is the source of this 447-nucleotide messenger RNA. RefSeq lists its product as uncharacterized. The coding region runs from base 1 to 447 and encodes 148 amino acids. Lineage: Eukaryota; Fungi; Ascomycota; Dipodascomycetes; Dipodascales; Dipodascaceae. The transcript has 2 exons. The record is from RefSeq and is a predicted model, not a curated record.
AUGGACAAUCAUAAAGCUCAUCCGAUUCUUUCUCAAAUCCCUUUAAUCAUUUCUCCUUUUUUGCAUCCUCCAAAGGCGGUCACUUUACCCUUUAACUUUAACAAACUACCAUCAGCCCUCCCAGCAUCAGCAGUCACUUCCGAAGCAGUUGACUACAUUUCCACGGAUUCGCAACAAUUUGCAGAAUUUGUUGAAAACCAGCACAUUCAAAGAAAACAACAUUAUGAACAGUGGAUAAAUGAUGUAGUUCAGCAAGACUUGAGAGAAAAACGUAAAAUUGCUCCAGGGUAUCUCGAUUCAACAAACAGAAUACUGCAACCUGUCAAGGUAGAAACAAAGAGCACACCCGAGCCGGAGAGAGCAACUUUGAACCAAGUUAACGAGAUAGACAAAAUGUUUGGGAAGGUUGAAAUUUCUUCUGGAAGCACUCCACAGAGCCCCCAAUGA